This is a messenger RNA of Penicillium maclennaniae, 822 nucleotides long. Its product is annotated as bifunctional methylenetetrahydrofolate dehydrogenase/methenyltetrahydrofolate cyclohydrolase. Bases 1 to 822 code for a protein of 273 amino acids. The transcript is spliced from 2 exons. Gene Ontology annotation, biological process: purine nucleobase biosynthetic process. Gene Ontology annotation, molecular function: methylenetetrahydrofolate dehydrogenase (NADP+) activity; methylenetetrahydrofolate dehydrogenase (NAD+) activity. Lineage: Eukaryota; Fungi; Ascomycota; Eurotiomycetes; Eurotiales; Aspergillaceae. Gene Ontology annotation, cellular component: cytosol. The record is from RefSeq and is a predicted model, not a curated record.
AUGCGUUCUGCUCGCGGCGAGAUAGUUCUACCGGAACGUUUAGCCAACAACAUUCAUGUUCAGCUUUCCGAUAAAGUGCGAGAACCCUCUACACGUCUCUGUCUCGCGGGCGUCUUGGCUAGCGACGACGCCGGCUCGCGCCAAUACUCGGAAUGGACUCGAGAGACUUGUCAAGCUAUUGGCGUAGACUUUUGUCUCGUGCGUGUGUCACCUAGAAACGUCACAACGUACAUCAAGGCGCUCAAUGCGAACCCUUGUAUUCAUGGCAUCAUCGUGUACUACCCGAUUUUUGGAGACUCCAGGGACGAUGAACUAAAAAGUCUUGUCAAAUAUGCAAAAGAUGUCGAGGCUCUCAACUGCAAGCCUUCGCCCCAAUUCCCCAAAGUUGUGAACGGUCCAGGGCAACACUGUCAGACGUCGGCACUAGUACCAUGCACGGCUGGGGCCGUUGAAUCCAUCUUACAUUGGAUUGGAAUCUAUGAUCACAAUCUGCCUGCGAGACAACAACUGCGAGGGUGGGAAAUCUGCAUCAUCAACCGAUCUGACGUGGUAGGGCUUCCCCUCGCCCGAUUGCUGGCGGGCCAGGGAGCCCGUGUCUAUAGCGUCGAUGUUACAGGAGUCCAGCUAUUCCACUUAGUCAAUACCUCUUGUGGUGUGGGUGAGGUACAAAUAUUAACCACUAAGUGGACGCUGCAAGAUGCCGUGAAGAUGGCUGGCGUGAUCAUCUCGGCCGUCCCGCACCCUGCGUUCAAGGUGGACACCAAAUGGCUUCAAAGCGGGGCGAUCUGCAUAAACGUCUCUUCAGCCAAGGUACGCUCUUAA